This is a messenger RNA of Podarcis raffonei (Aeolian wall lizard), 948 nucleotides long. It is a transcript of the gene HTD2, whose product is annotated as hydroxyacyl-thioester dehydratase type 2. The record is from RefSeq and is a predicted model, not a curated record. Bases 1 to 522 code for a protein of 173 amino acids. The transcript has a single exon. NCBI's taxonomy places the organism in Eukaryota, Metazoa, Chordata, Lepidosauria, Squamata, Lacertidae.
AUGCAGGUAGCGUGGCUGAAAUGCAGAUUUCUAUGUGCGAGACUCCAGCGAACUUUCCCAGCACGGCCAGAUGUUGCCAUUCCACUUGCUCAACCCUCUCUUCAUCAUUUGCACAUACAAGUCGGAGACAAGGCAGAAUUAACCAAGACAUUUACGCAGGAGGAUGUUGUUACCUUUUCGAAGUUAACAGGAGACACAAACCCAUUGCAUCUGGAUGAAGACUAUGCAGAGAGCUCAAGAUUUGGCAGGAGAGUUGUCCACGGUGUUCUGAUCAACGGGCUCAUCUCUGCUGUUCUGGGCACUAAGGUGCCUGGGCAUGGCUGCGUUUUUCUUUCUCAGGAAAUUCAUUUCCCAUCCCCGUUAUAUGUCGGAGAAGAGGUCUUAGCUGCAGCGGAAGUGAAGAAACUGAAGAGAUGUCUUGCUUAUAUUUCCGUCUCCUGUACUGUUGUAGAAAGUGGCAAAACAGUGAUGGAAGGCACCGUUAAAGUCAUGGUGCCAGAGGAACAGAAAUCUCAGAUCUGACCCCAAGUUGCAGUAUAUUAUUGUAGCUGAGCCCAUGAAUAGUUUGCGUGGACAUACAUUUAAAUACUUUUCAAGACAAUGCCAACUGGGUACAUUAAUGCAACUGCUUAAUGAUACACAGAGUACAUCUUAUACUUAUCUAUAUCUGUAAUUGUUGGUGUUUUGUUUUAUGGCUCAGAACAGAGAGCUAAAUGCAGAUUUCCUGCACCAGUGCAUCAUUCUCACCUACAUUUCUGUGGUUUGUGACCAUGGCUGGUUUGGAUUCCUUUGGACCGUUUGUUGUUCAAAAUGGGCUUUUCCUGGUAAUGGGUUCAUAAACUUUAAUAAAGCACAGAUCCCAUUAGAAAAAAAUUCAUUCUCUUGUAUUCCCAUGCAUAGUUUGGUGGGUUCCUCCCCCCACCCACAAUAAAAAUAAUUACUUCUAAA